AAGCUCACACUCUGCAGCCCCGCCCCUUCUGCCGCUAAACGGAAGUGACGUUCCGGCCGCGUCACCAAGUUCCCCAGUAAACAUGGCGGACUGGAGUAGAGGACAUGGCCCAGGGGCGGUGGAUGAGAUGCUGGAUGCAGAGAACAAGCUUUUGGCCGAUCAGCUGGCCACCAAAGUCUCUCGGCUGAAGUCGCUGGCUCUGGACAUUGACAAGGAGACAGAAGACCACAACGCCUACCUAGAUGGGAUGGACUCCAACUUUCUGAGCACCACUGGGCUACUGACGGGCAGCGUGAAAAGGUUUUCCAACAUGGUGCGCUCCGGCCGGGACAAUCGCAGGCUGCUGUGCUACGUCUCCAUUGGGCUCAUCCUGCUUUUCUUUGUGCUCUACUUCAUCGUGUCCAGGGCUCAGACCUAAAGAUCUGUGCUCGCGGACGACGACGGCGGCGCCACCAUGAACUGAGCUUCUCAAUUCUGUGAGAGGGUCGCUCUCUUUUGUCGUUUAUCAAGUAAGAAACAUUAGUAACAUCCAAGCCAUUGUGUUCCGGGUCUGCAGCGUUGACGGGGCCGAGCAGGUGGCACCUGGCGAGCGGGAUGUUGGGAUUUGGUCAGAGGUGCACACGUCACUUCACGUCACGGCCUGCUGCUCCAGUCUAGCGGGUGACUGCCUCGGAGGACGGAGACCCCCAAACCCUUUUCAGCCUUUUUCUGAUGUCCGUAUGUGCGGCCAGUUUGUCAUGGGAGUGAAUGGAGGGCUGCGAUGUGAACGUCUCCAGCCUGAGUUUGGGGUCCUCCUUGAACUCUUUGGUGUAACACGUGAGCUGAGGCCGCCGCUCUGCACAGGGUGACAGUCACCGAAUUGGCCGGCCUUCCUAACCCGUACUGACUGUCAACUGCGCCAUCGUUAAGGACUUGUAAUAACUUGGCAUUGGGGGAGGCAGGCUUACUCGGGGUCACGUGGUGUGGGACUUGAACCUGUGAUUGGUCACAGUCGAUACUCGGGGCACUCAGAUUGCCAAGGUGUUCUUUUUCUUUUUCUUUUUUUCUUUCUUGAGCACAAAUUUACACACAAGGAAUCCUAAAACUUCAUUGGUGCAGUGGCACAGCAGGCACCAUAAUGACUUUGGCUGGCUCUGGCACCUUUGUGUAUGGGCAUUCCAUGCCGUACGGGUUCCAUGGAGCCCAUCGGGGCCUGCAGCCUGGGCUCCCAUUGUCUUCAAGAUUGGUGACACUGAAUUGGUGUAGUCGGCAGGAGUGCCGUCUGAUUCUCCUUACUUGCUAGACGGGUGAAUUCUUUACUUACUGCUUCCUGCCAUCUUGGUAUGAACUCCUGUUGUGACCAGUGGACUCCUAGUCACCAUGGAUGGGCCCUUUGCCACUUUCACCGCUGCCCACAGUCCCUAGGGCUGGCAGCUCUUGGCAGAGGUGGUCAAGUGAUUUGCAGACUGGCACACUAUUUAGUGAGACCCCCCAAACCUCACUGUACGAGUGCAGGACACAUGAGGUGACAGUGACGUGUGGUGGCGGUAGUGGCAGAGGCGCACUUUCCACGUGCUCUCUCUUAAAGAAGAGCGUAUCUUUACUCCGUUUUUAUUUAAUUAGAAACGAUCAAGUUUGGGUCGUAGAGACGCUGGCCAUUUAUGGUGGUCUGGAUUUUAGUCCCCUCUGUUUUACAAAUGUCCAAGGCCUGUGAUUCCCCACAAUUUGUUCAUAAAUCUGUUCAGGUGUAUUGUGGGUAAUUUGUCAGUUUUCUAAUCUUGAGAGACCCCAAUAAAAUGUAAAUUCUGUGCAGGCCUUACCAACUUGCCCAAGUUUUCUAAUAAAGCCCAUUUUGUGUG
Molecule: messenger RNA, 1838 nt
Organism: Erpetoichthys calabaricus (reedfish)
Lineage: Eukaryota; Metazoa; Chordata; Cladistia; Polypteriformes; Polypteridae
Gene: bet1l
Product: Bet1 golgi vesicular membrane trafficking protein-like
Exons: 4
Coding region: 83-418 (111 amino acids)
Biological process (GO): regulation of retrograde vesicle-mediated transport, Golgi to ER; retrograde transport, endosome to Golgi
Cellular component (GO): SNARE complex; Golgi trans cisterna
Molecular function (GO): SNAP receptor activity
Source: RefSeq, a predicted model, not a curated record